UUCAUUCAUUUUCUAACAGCAACGAGGGUUGCGGGGGUGUGGGAGCCUAUCCCAGCUGUCUUCAGGCGAGAGGCAGGGUAAACCCUGGACUGGUUUACAACCAUUCCCCCCACAUUCAUACCUAUGGGCAAUUUGGAGUGGCUAAUUAACCUAGCAUGUUUUUGGAAUGUGGGAGGAAACCGGAGUACCCGGAGAAAAGCCACGCAUGCACGGGGAGAACAUGCAAACUCCACACGGAGAUGGUUGAGGGUGGAAUUGAACUCGGGUCUCCUAGCUGUGAAGCCUGGGCGCUAACCGCUCGUCAGCCGUGCAGCCACGCCUUGUGAUGUUUUUGGAAAUAAACAGCUAAAUGAAUGCAGCCAUCUUGACUGCCGUUAUUCAGACGCCGCUAAAAUAGUAACGCAGAGUGACUGUGGAAAAGUAACUUAAAUCAGAUGACUUGUUUUGAAAUCGUAACGCGUUAGAUUACCCGUAGCUGAAAAAAAGGUAAUGCAAGACAUCACUGAACAUGAGAGAUGCUAAACGAGCUCACCAUUGUGCUGGAAAUCCCAAAACACACACAGCGCCUUGUCAUCCGCCUACAAAACAACAGACAAGCUUAUUCAGAUCUCAUCCUGGCUUCUUGUCACGAGAAAGCCACGGGGGUCUCACCUGUUUGGCUUUUAGAUGGCGUAGCGUGACCACCACCCUGUCGCCAUCAUUCAGGUUGCUGACAUGGCUGCCGUUGAUGCUUGCAGACACAAUGUAAGAGUUCAACGACAAGCUGCUGUGUGUUGAUGUGCUGGUUGUUUGCGGGUCCUGUUGAAAAUAUGAAAAGGCUGAUUCAUAAACAGAGGUGCGUGAAAUUCAUCCAAUGAGUUGUUAGGGUAAUGUACAUGUUCUCAUUGUGUUACGAAUGUUGUAGGGCAGGGGUGCUCAUUAAGUCGAUCGCGAGCUACCGGUCGAUCGCGGAGGUGGUACUGGUCGAUCGCUGGUCGAUCGCGGCGUGACAUUAAAAAAAUAUCAUCCCAGCAUCAAUGCCGUCACUUGAUUGAUAUACAGGGCAGCCAUUCAGAUGACAACUGAAUGUUGCCCUUCGGGCGACCAAUCAAAUCAAACGACGUCUCUAAGUGCAGCAGAACUUACGAUGUCAGCCUAUCAUCCAUCCCCGUUACUUGAUUGACAUACAGGACAACCAGUCAGAUGACAACUGAAUUUUGACCUUUAGGUCACCGCUCAUGCGUAAACAACGAUGCAAAGUGCGAAGCUAGUCGGCGAAUUGCGAGAUUUUAAGCCCUCGCUAAAGUUUAUGGUCACUAAAAUGAGUGAAGGAGCUGGACCAAGUAAAAAGGCAAAAACUGGACCAAGUAAAAAGGCAAAAAACAUAUCACUUCCAUACGGAUAUGGAAUAUUAUACGGAUAUUAUGAUACGGAUAUUAUCCAUGACUGAUAAACAUUUGGAAGUGUGCUUGAGGCUGGCUAUCAGCAGCUACUGUCCGGACUAUGCAUCCCUGGCUGGUUCAAUUCAGUGCAAGUCAUCAAAGUAAACUCAGCUCGUGUCGACUGACAUACCAAGAGUCAGGUUGAUAUCUAAAGGCUCCCCUGUUGUUGACUUAUUAGGAACCCUCUGCGUUGGCGCUACUUCUGUAAGAACGACUGUCCAGGGCCAGAGGGUCUGUUUUUUUCCAACUCUUGUCUCCACCACCCUCCUAUGUCCUGGCCUUCAGAGAACCAUAUACCCGACUCCAUGCAGGAACUGCCCCAUAAGUCCCAGGAAGCUGUUGAAGGGAAGCUGGGUGGCCCUUUGGAUUCUGCACCUUGAUGUUUCUUGCCAGGAUACAUGAAGCUGCGGAGAAUACGUAGGUAGUGCGAUGGUUUCUGAACCUCUGUGUUUGAUGGCGGUGUUGCAGCACUACAUUUAGGGUCAGUACUUUUUUACUGCAAAUAUAGGCUAGCACAUCAGUGCUAAAGCUGAUGUAUUUAUUGUGGUGCUGUGCAAUCAUGUACAUAGUUUUAUACCGCAUCUUUAUAAUAUAUUUAUUUCACACUCGCAUGAAGUUUAUGAUUGAGAAAAGAGUCUGGUGGUAGACAGAUAUUUCUGAUGAUGAUGAUUAUGAUGAAGUGGCUUUUUUUGGACAAAAAUAAACCUGGCAAGGGUAAGGUUUAUUUUUUGCAUCCAUUGCUUGGCUUCUGUCAAUGUUUAACAAGCAGUACUGGGUAGUAACAGUUAGUAACAGAUAGUUUCUGAUCCGAUACCGAGUAAAAGUCCGAAUGGUAUCAGUGAUACCAAGACGAUACUUUGUGAAAAUUCACCUAAUGCAUUGGGGAUAUUUUAAAAAGUGGAGUAUUUAAUGUCAUAGCACAAACAAUAUAAGACAUUUAAUGAAUUUAUUCAUGAAAUGAUCAAAUAAAGAAUUGAAGAAAUGUAUUUCUGUGAAACCCUACUAUAUUGAGGUAGCAGGGUGAUUUACAAUAUAACAAACAGGACAGUAUCGUAAUAAAUACCUGAAAAUGGCAUUUAUUUCUUUAGUUUUUCUUGAGUUUCUCCCUAUAAUGAUACGCGAAACGUCAUCGUCGACAUUGCCACAUUGGAAAGAAAGAAAUGCGAGUUGAUUCCUCCCGUCCAUUCAUUCACAAACGCAGUGAGUGUUCUGCACCCAAAACAAUCUACGUUGAUAUUUACCGGCGCGCAAAUGAUGACCUCAUCAAAUGGCGUCGUGAAGCGGUAAACAAGCGCGGGUGGCUGUCAAUGGCUGCUGUCAUUGGAAUUGUUUCCUAGCGUUGCCUUCAGUACUUCCAAUUCCAUCUCCCACCCAGGGGGAAUCAUUCAUUACGUGGUAUUUGUGCAGCCAAGUAACGAAGGAAAAAACACACUUAAGGACUCAACUGGGAAAAAAACGAAAUAGGACAGAGACCACCCGGGACGAGAUCAUCAUUCCUAUCUUCAUGGAUGGAAAGUAUCGCACCGGAUAAGCAGCCCUCUUUGACCGUGGGAGACGCCGGGAUUGUCUGAACUUGUGGAGAUCCAGAAGCCACACUUUGCCAGGCCCAAUCGCAAUCCUGCACGGUGGGCGUCAGAGUCUGGAACCACCUGAUGACACACCAUGGUGAAUAGAACACACACGUGUGUGUACAUCACUCCCCGGUGGAUGGGCAUCAGACCUUGGAUAUGAAGAUGCCCAACUGCGAGGCCUUUCCGCCGCGGAUGUUGAAGCCCAGCUGAGCUCCUGGAGGUUUCUUCAAGACGAUGGUGCGGGGAAGGAACUGGAACAAUGUGUGGGAACCCACCCUCAAGACCACCCUGAAGAUGUUUAGCUUCUGCACAGGCGUUGUCAAACCUCCCAUCUUGGGUUCCACCCUUCCAUCCUGCACCCAUUCACCGCAGAGACUUGGCAACCAGUUGAUGGGGGCAUGCAGAACGGGAUGGGACACACGUGAAGAGUUGCAUCUUCAUGUCACGCCCCGGGGAACUUAUGAGGGAGAAGAGACGCAACCAUUGAUGGAGGUGGAGGCUACCUGGUGUAGGUUACCUUUGGGUACGUUGACUUGGUUAAAGACGGACAGUAAAGUAUGUUUUUGUUUCUUUGAACGUACGAAGGAGCAAAUCCAUCCAACAAUCCAGAGAAACAUGAACGUUUGGCAACAAUGGAGAUCCAGGUGACGCAAACAAGCACCGUCAGAUGUUGCUGCGUGGAUUAUUGUUGUUGUGUCAGUCAAACAGCACACACCCAAUCCGCCCUUGUUGUUUUCCCUCAUCAAAUACCCCGGCCCUUUUGUUUUGAACUCUCCCGUCGCCCCCCCGCUGUGAUCCCAGCGUCCGCCACUGUCUCUUUGUGCUGCUGCCGCUAACGUGUGACAUCACUCUCCCAGCUCCCAUGGAGUUCCCAUUGUGAGCCGAGCCAGCGUCCCCGGCUCUCGGCUCUGUUGCAUGUUGUUGUUGAAUACCUCACCCAAACUCUCCCCCCGCUGGCUUCUUCUCUAUAGGCUGAGGCCGUGAAUGGGGGCUGGGUCCUCCCCUCUCGGUAGCCAUUGACCGUGCUCCCUGCCUCCCUCGCCAUCCUUCAGCGUCACGUUGAGUCUGCACUUGUUGCACAGUCAACCAAGAGAAGAAGAGAUGUCAGCCUUCACCGCUUGUUGCAGAGCUUGCAGCCGAGGCUUGUACAGCUGCCGCUGGAAACGCUCCAGGAAAGGCGAGGAAAGUCAAUGUGCAUGCUGGUGGUUCUCUGUGGUCGCCCUCGUCACCCUGCUGGCCGUCUCCUGGAUGUACGUUUGUCUGGUCACGUCUAACGACCAAGAGGAUGUCAACUGGAAAGGCUUCGCGAAACUGAAGCGGUGGGUGAACUGGGUCGUCGUGCUGAUCACCACGUCUGCGGUGCUGACCAGUUACUGCGUGCUGCUGCUGCUUUUUGCCUUGUUCCACAUCGCCCUGAAAGAACCGCUCCACUUACACUGGCUUCACAAGUUCCUCCUUUUCUUGGGUUUGCUUUUCAUCUCUGUCGGCGUCAUCGGGAUAAGUCUUCAGUGGAAACGGGAAUGGCCGACCGUUCUUCUCUCGCUCCAGGCCACCGCCCCUUUCCUGCAGCUGGGCGCUGUCUGGGCUUUGGUUCUGCUCAGCCCGUUGGUCUUCCAGGGAUGCCAGGCGGCCAAAACCAAACCAGGGUCGGGGUUCCUGAUGGCGGCGGUCUACGCGGGGGUGUCAGCAGCCAUCCUCCUGUGUCCUUUGCUCAUCCGGUCACCGUGUCUCAUAGACCCCAGCGACCUGCCCCACAAACCCAAGCUCAUAGGCCACCGGGGCGCCCCCAUGCUGGCCCCCGAGAACACCAUCAUGUCCUUCCGAAGGAGCAUCGCAUGCGGCGUGACGGCCUUCGAGACGGACGUGCAGCUCAGUAAGGACGGAGUUCCUUUCUUGAUGCACGAUCAACACCCGGGCUUCCUGAGGAGAACCACCGACGUUGAAGACAAGUUCCCGGGCCGAGACUUGGACCUGAGCACAGACGUGACGUGGGCGGAGUUGGAGAGUCUGAAUGCGGGUGAAUGGUUCCUACAGACGGAUCCUUUCCGCUCAUUGUCGCAGCUGUCUGAAGAAGACAAAGAAGAAGCCAGGAAUCAAACAAUACCUUCUUUACUCCAGCUUCUCCUCCUUGCCAAGCACCACAACAUCUCCAUUUUAUUUGACCUGUAUGGUCCUGACCAGGAAAACCACACAGCGGACACCGUCUCCACCAUCCUGAUGUCCAAGGUGGACCCCAGCCUGGUCCUGUGGCUUCCUUCUCAAAUGAGAGACUACGUGAAAACAAGAGCUCCGGGUUUCAUCCAGAUCUACAACAAUGAGGAGGACAUGUUGGAGGAAGGAGGAGACCAUCUCAACGUGCAAUACAGCAAGCUCAGCGUAUCAGAGAUCAGGGCUCUACGCAGCCAAAACGUGACGGUGAACGUGUGGGUGGUGAACGACUCCUGGCUCUUCUCGCUGCUGUGGUGCGCGGGGGUCAGCUCCGUCACCACCAACUCCUGCCACCUGCUGAGGGACAUGCGGCGUCCCAACUGGGUGAUGCCUCACGCCACGUACAGCGUCCUGUGGGUGACGGUGGAUGUCGCUGCCGUCGCCGUGGCGACCGUACUGUACUUUGUCCAGCGGAAACGCCUCUGCUGCCACAGGGAAGUGUCCAGGAAAGACCAGAAUUCCUGGAAUGAGAAAGAACUGUCCCCCUUCUUCCCGGCCGUGUAGGAUCAGCAUAUCAUGCACCGUCAGAGCAUUUGGACGUCUGUGAAGAAGACAAAGCUUGUUAGCAUAAACUGUUAGCAUAAACAUUUCUACCUGCUGUGUUUAUUAUUCUGCUGUGCUGGUUGGUCUUCCUCCCACAGCGUCUCCUCCUCCAGGGGUGUCCCCACUCUGCUGUCUGGUCUUUGUCCUGGUUGUCCUGGUUGUCUGCAGUCUUCUUCCAUCCUUGCAUGUCUCUAAUGUGUUCGUCUUUUGGACAUUUGGACAUUUUGGACAUUGACUCUGAUGUCCUUCAAAGUCCCCCAUGAACUUCCAUUUCUAACAUCCAUCCCCAAAUGUUCUCCAUUGGAUGGCCCACAAGAGUCAGCUUAUUCCUCUUUGUCAAGCGCAGCGUUGUCACCACACAGACUCGGUCCUCCAGUCACGAUCUCCACUUAGCCGGCUGCCGUUUGACACCCCUGCACCACCUAAAGCUCCAUUGUUCCAUUAGGAUGAUGAUGGUGGAGAACAUCUCAGGUGGGACCUCCUUGUCAUGCCAGUAACGUAGGAAGCCAUCAGGAGUGUCCAGGGAGAAGAAGACUUUCUUCCACCUUUCAAUGUCCCAUGUUUGGUGCUCUCCUGCCCAUUCCAAACCUUGAAGGAGACCAGGCCUUUGGAGAUGUUUCUUCUCUGGCAGAUGGCGUCUGAUUGGGGCCCGGGAUGGUUCCGUGUCUUGACGGGACAGCCAAUGGGAUCCUCCGGCUCAUUUUUUGUAGGUCUACCACAUCCUGACUGUCACCCCAUCGGGGUUGCCAUGACGUCCUCCCGACUCCUCCAGAGGGUUCCUGCCAAGCAUCAGCUGGAGCUGCCACAUCCUGACUGGCAGGUCUACUAACCGGAAGCGUCUUGGUCCAACUUCGAGGUCUAACCCCUCCAUCCGCGAAGUCAUGCGCCAUUGAAGGGUAAAAUGUUUUGAUUUUGUGUAAUCAUGUUUUUAUGUUAAUGUGAAUCAGCGCAAUCAAACUUUGUUUUCUUUUCCUGAUUGCGACAUCAGCUCAGCCGCAGUGCAUGCUGGGAGAAGCCAAAUGCCAAAAGCCUUUUUGGAAAAUUGCAAUUAUAUGACAGUGUGACUUCCAUCAGGAAGAUAUUGUUCUGUUACGUCAUUUACCAAAAA
Messenger RNA from Doryrhamphus excisus (bluestripe pipefish), 6851 nucleotides. NCBI's taxonomy places the organism in Eukaryota, Metazoa, Chordata, Actinopteri, Syngnathiformes, Syngnathidae. The record is from RefSeq and is a predicted model, not a curated record.